GCCUGUCGUUGGCUGGCGCGCUGAGGCGGCCUGAGGCGAUGGACGACGAUUACUUCGGCAGCGCAGCCGAAUGGGGAGAGGACGCCGACGGCGGCCAGCAAGAUGAUGAUUAUGGAGAGGGAGAAGAUGAUGCAGAGGUUCAGCAAGAAUGUCUGCAUAAAUUUUCCACCCGUGACUACAUAAUGGAGCCUUCUAUAUUUAACACGCUCAAAAGGUACUUUCAGGCAGGCGGCUCUCCAGAGAAUGUGAUCCAGCUCUUAUCAGAGAAUUACACUGCUGUAGCCCAGACAGUGAACCUGUUAGCCGAAUGGCUCAUUCAAACAGGUGUUGAGCCGAUGCAGGUUCAGGAAACUGUGGAAAACCACUUGAAGAGCUUAUUGAUCAAACACUUUGACCCUCGGAAAGCUGAUUCUAUCUUUACUGAAGAAGGAGAGACUCCAGCCUGGCUUGAACAAAUGAUUGCACAUACUACAUGGAGAGAUCUCUUCUAUAAAUUGGCAGAAGCGCAUCCUGAUUGUCUGAUGCUUAAUUUUACUGUCAAGCUUAUCUCUGAUGCUGGAUAUCAAGGAGAAAUAACCAGUGUAUCCACAGCUUGUCAGCAAUUAGAGGUGUUUUCACGAGUGCUCCGAACUUCUUUGGCUACCAUUUUAGAUGGAGGAGAAGAAAACCUUGAAAAAAAUCUCCCUGAGUUUGCUAAAAUGGUGUGCCAUGGAGAACACACAUACCUUUUUGCCCAAUCAAUGAUGUCCAUAUUGGCCCAAGAAGAGCAAGGUGGAUCUGCUGUGCGCCGAAUUGCUCAGGAGGUUCAACGAUUCGCCCAUGAGAAAGGUCAUGAUGCAAGUCAGAUAACUCUAGCAUUGGGAACAGCUGCUUCGUACCCCCGAGCGUGCCAAGCUCUCGGAGCCAUGUUGUCAAAGGGAGCCCUGAAUCCAGCAGACAUCACUGUCCUUUUCAAAAUGUUUACAAGCAUGGACCCUCCUCCCGUGGAACUGAUUCGAGUUCCAGCCUUCUUGGACCUGUUUAUGCAGUCACUCUUUAAACCAGGUGCUAAGAUAAACCAAGACCACAAACAUAAGUAUAUCCACAUACUGGCUUAUGCAGCCAGCGUGGUGGAGACUUGGAAGAAGAACAAGAGAGUGAGCAUUAAUAAAGACGAGUUGAAGUCAACCUCUAAAGCCGUUGAAACUGUUCACAAUCUGUGUUGCAAUGAGAACAAGGGGGCUUCAGAACUGGUGGCAGAAUUAAGCACUCUUUAUCAGUGCAUCAGAUUUCCUGUGGUAGCUAUGGGUGUGCUCAAGUGGGUGGACUGGACUGUAUCAGAACCCCGCUAUUUUCAGCUUCAGACGGACCACACGCCAGUGCAUUUGGCAUUACUAGAUGAGAUUAGCACCUGCCACCAGCUCCUCCAUCCUCAGGUCCUACAGCUCCUAGUUAAACUCUUUGAGACCGAACAUUCCCAGCUGGAUGUAAUGGAACAGCUUGAGCUGAAAAAAACGCUGUUGGACAGGAUGGUUCACCUCCUCAGUCGAGGCUACGUGCUGCCUGUUGUAAGUUAUAUCCGCAAGUGCCUGGAGAAGCUGGAUACUGACAUUUCUCUCAUUAGGUACUUUGUCACUGAGGUGCUGGAUGUGAUCGCUCCUCCCUACACCUCUGACUUUGUGCAGCUUUUCCUUCCAAUCCUGGAAAAUGACAGCAUUGUGGGCACUAUUAAGACUGAAGGUGAACAUGACCCGGUUACAGAGUUUAUAGCUCACUGUAAAUCGAACUUCAUUAUGGUAAAUUAGACCAGAGAAGCUGAUGCUGCAGAAGAAGGUGAAUGUCACAUAAGCCUGAAAACAAACAUCCCAGCUCCUUGAGUGUUCAUUUUCUUCUUGCACCCUAGUCUCACUGCAACCUAACUUCUGGUAGACUGAUUGGAGACUUUCUUGUAUUUCACUUUUUAAUUAAAGACAAAGAGAGUUUUGAAA
Molecule: messenger RNA, 1967 nt
Organism: Tachyglossus aculeatus (Australian echidna)
Lineage: Eukaryota; Metazoa; Chordata; Mammalia; Monotremata; Tachyglossidae
Gene: NELFCD
Product: negative elongation factor complex member C/D
Exons: 15
Coding region: 39-1784 (581 amino acids)
Biological process (GO): negative regulation of transcription elongation by RNA polymerase II
Cellular component (GO): nucleus; NELF complex
Molecular function (GO): RNA binding
Source: RefSeq, a predicted model, not a curated record